Messenger RNA from Ananas comosus (pineapple), 570 nucleotides. RefSeq lists its product as uncharacterized. The record is from RefSeq and is a predicted model, not a curated record. NCBI's taxonomy places the organism in Eukaryota, Viridiplantae, Streptophyta, Magnoliopsida, Poales, Bromeliaceae. The transcript has 2 exons. The coding region runs from base 95 to 445 and encodes 116 amino acids.
CUAUCUAUAUAUUCUGCGCAAGAGGAGUUCACCAUUGCCAUUCCUCCAGCAAAUAAAAGACCCCGGCACAAGACCGACAGCGGCAGGAGCCUCGAUGGGUGGGUGCACAAGCCGACCGACGGAGGUAGAUGGCCCCCACCCCGAGGCCCUGCCGGCUGAGAACUCAGUCGCCCCCGAGCUUGAGGUGAAGCCCGUCGAAGGCGGUGAUGCUCCAACCGAGGCCGAGGCUGCAAGAGCCAAAGAGCCCCAACUUGUCGACCCAGCCACAACGAACGGUGAAGAAGAGUUGAAGCCCGAGUCAUCAGCAGCGGUGCCGGAAAAGCCCGAGGACAAGGAGGAUGCACCAACAAAUGAAGUAGCAAAAGAGAGCAAAGAAGAGGAGAAGAGAUCUCAAGUUGUGGAUCACCCUUUGGCUGCCGCCUCUGAGGGUUCAAAGACUAGCUGAGCUUCAUCAAGGAACAAGAGAUGCAUGAUAAUCCGCCAUUCAAUUGGAGCAAACAAGGAUGAACUCUUGUAUCCUAUACUUUUUCUUUUUAAUGGAUCAAAUGGAAUUUUUUUCCUUCUCCUUCA